AUGCAGACUACCGAAACACCCCAAUCGCCAACAACGGCGAUGCCCACAGCUGCUACAGCGGCAGUGACGACUACACCAUACGCACCAGUCGUGGUAAACCCGCAGCUAGAUAUUCCCACAGAAUCACUUCGUAAAGCUCUGAGAAGCGAGAUUAGGAAAUUCGUCUCUAAAGAACUGAAACAGAAGGCUGCUCGAGCUUAUGGAAUCAAAACCAUCAAUGGAGAUGAUCCCGUGGGUGGACGCGAUUCGGAAACUUCCGCUAAAAGACCACAUCAUCCAGACGACAUUUCAUUAGAGCUUUCCGAUUCGCACAACAUUUGCCAGGAGAAUGAACGUGUGGUGAUGGUGAACUUCCCAGAAUCGACGCGAAAACCAUAUACGGCAGCUACGGAAACGGUGAAAGCCCGUGAUCACCGGCAGUGCCUCGAACAGUGCGAGAGUAACCCUGAUUGCUCAUCAGCCGUGUUCUCCGAUUCAAUGUGUGAAAUGUCUACUACUCGUGCACGGCAUUCGGUCCCAGAUAUUCGGCCAGCGGACAAUCACACCUACAUUGAAAAAACCUGUGUUGAUAAGAUAUUGGUCAGAGGUAAUGAUUAG
Messenger RNA from Cooperia oncophora, 597 nucleotides. Lineage: Eukaryota; Metazoa; Nematoda; Chromadorea; Rhabditida; Trichostrongylidae. The record is from the annotation of a GenBank genome assembly.